Pangasianodon hypophthalmus (striped catfish) is the source of this 5831-nucleotide messenger RNA. RefSeq names its product protein mono-ADP-ribosyltransferase PARP14. Bases 607 to 4707 code for a protein of 1366 amino acids. NCBI's taxonomy places the organism in Eukaryota, Metazoa, Chordata, Actinopteri, Siluriformes, Pangasiidae. Gene Ontology annotation, cellular component: nucleus; cytoplasm. Gene Ontology annotation, molecular function: NAD+ poly-ADP-ribosyltransferase activity; transcription corepressor activity. The transcript is spliced from 15 exons. Gene Ontology annotation, biological process: negative regulation of gene expression. The record is from RefSeq and is a predicted model, not a curated record.
CACAUUACUCUAAAAGCACAUUAGUAGAUUAGAUUUUUGGUAAGAUUUGUUAAGAUGUAUUAUAUUUAAGAUUCAUAUUUAGGAAUAAAAGCAUUAAAACAACAGUAUAACUGUAAAUCUGACACAUUUAUUUUGCAGUAAUAUUUAUUUUACACAUUUGCCACAUUUAUUUUACAGUAAUACUGCUCCCUCACCUGUAAAAAAUGCAGUUCAAUAUGCCUUUACUGUGAACAAACAUUACAGAAGAAUGUUAUAAAUGUUAAUGACAGCAACAGCCUGGCAGCUCACCUGGCAGUAAUUACUGUAGAGAUCCAAGAUCAUUGUUACAGUGCUACUGAAAGCUGAACUUUGCUCCCUGUAGGCUGCAGAAAUAAAAACGGCUUCAGUCUCACAGAGAGAUCAGCAGAUCCGCAGAUCGAUCACAGCCAGAAAGACUUUUCUAACAAGUUCAAAAAGCGUCUCAUUACAACAGAAGCUGCAGAAAAAGGGGCGGAGUAAAAAAGAAAGAGACUGAAAGUGAAAGUUGUCUCUGCUGCUGCAUUACAUCCGGAUGCAAGUGAGAAACAAACAAGCGGUGGUCAAAAAGUUAUAAUAUUUUCAUUCAGUAUGUCAGACUAUCAGUAUGCUGUGCUUUUCGAGGCAAACAACCUCUCAGAUGGAGAAAUGAAAAAGAUUAGAAACUAUUUUAAGAUCAGGCGGCAGUCUGGAGGAGGAGAGUGUGGAGAAGUGGAAAAAGUGGAAGACAACACCUACAAGAUAAGCUUCUCGGACAAAACAGCACAGGACAGAGUAUUAAGCAAAAGUGAUCAUGUAAUCAAUCUCCCUGGACGAGGAAAUGUACACAUCCUGAUAAAACACCAUGACAUUAAAGAAGAGAAACAGCUUCUACCACAUUCCACAUCCGAUCAACAAGCCACUGGGGACACACCUAUGCAGAAAGUUUUUAAACUAGACCCAUACUUACUGCACUAUCUGAAAGACAAUUCAAGAGCAAAGUCAGAUUUGGAGGAACAGCUCUCCUCUUUGCUAAGCACCUUUAAGUUAGACAUGGUCACUGAGGCAGUAGUGGUAAUGAGGGAUGCAGUCCAAACAGGUCAAUAUGAUGUUGUCCAGCAGAAGUGGGAAGCAAAGGUGGAUUUAUUGUUCUCGGACCUACAGCAUCGGUAUGCCAUCCAUUUUGAGGUGGAUCCUAAGAGGUUAGAGAUUCUACAAAAAAACCCUUUCCUAUUGUCACAAAACAUUGGAAUCUAUGAAGAAAGUGGUUUAUCUGUGAUUGUUGGAGAAAAUAAGGAAGUGGAGAGGUUUUUUAAAGUUAUAGAUGCUUUGCAGUUGCAGCAGCAAGCCCGUAAAAAAGAAUGCCCCGUGUCUGAGACACAAUAUGAACUUGUGAAAGAGCAGUUUCAACAGGAGAUAAAGUCAAAAUUUUCAAAGAUCGAGAUUACACAGGAGCAACCUGGCUGUCUUGUCUUAAAGGGUCCUGAAGAACAAGUCCAUUCAGCAGCAACAAAGCUUAAAGAGUUGCUGAAUCAGAUUCAAGAGAAAAGAAUCCCACUGCCUCAUCCCCUCAAAGCAUUUUUGUCAUCCAGUGGUGCUAUUCAGAUCUUUCAGACACGAUUUCAGCAGAAUCUCUGCAGUCCGGUCUUGCUUGAGGCCACAGGAUCCAGCUCAGAUUUGGUUCUGCUAAGUUUGUCCACAGGCGCACUUCAGGAAGCAGCAACUGCAAUACAGAGAGACCUGUGUGUGGAGACGGUCCUGCUGGAGCAAGCUGAAUCUGAGUCACCAGGAAUAGAUACUUUGAAGGAGGCUCUGAGUCCUGCAUUACAACAGGCUAAUCAUGGAACUUCUAAAGUGGAACUUAGCUACGUGCCAGGGCCAGGGUCUGACCCCAGAAUGAAGGCACAACUGGUGGGCUACAGCACUGAAGUCAAUAAAUUAAAAAAUAUUAUACAGGAAUUCAAGCAAAACUAUGUGGAAUACAGUGACACUGUGCCACUACCAUUAGCAGAACUGGGGGAUAAUUUCUCUAAACUUCUGUCACUGCUAGGUGUGACAGCAACUGAUGUAAAUCUAAUGGCUACAUCCUCACCUGUAGCAUGUGUCUACCUCUCAGGACCUCGCUGUAAAGUAAUUGAUAUGAAGAAGAAACUGCUUUCAUCAUUUAGCCAUCUUAUAUGUCAGAAGAUUUCAGUGGAUGGUCCUGGAGUCAUGCAGUUCUUUCAAGAGGAAGGUCUAAACACACAAGAAUUAUUGCAGAGCUCCUGUCAGGUUCUAAUAUCCCUCAAAAACAAUGUCCAAACAGGUGCUGCAACAGCCAGAAACACAGCCUUUACCAGUCUCCCUGCCAUACCUGCUUCUGUGUCACUUCCAAGUUACUCUGUGGCCCUGGAAAUUGUAUUUGGAGGUCUUGAAGAUCAGCAGGCUGAUGUACUUGUUGCCCCCAUGCUGAAUACAAACUUGACCUCAACUAAUGUUGGGAAAUCCUUGCUAAAUAAAGCAGGGCAGCAGUUUAAGAGUAAUUUUGAUGCUGCCAAAGGAAGAUGCAGAAUUACUCCUGGAGAUGUGCUGGAGGUAGAUGGGGCUCCAUUAGGGUGCCACAAGGUCUUCUUUAUUGAGUGUGUACCUUGGAUUGGAAACACACACAGCAGUGAAAAGGCAUUACGCUGUGGACUUCAACGAGCUCUGGCAAUUUGUGAACAGCAGGCAUGUAGCUCAGUCGCUUUUCCUGUAAUUGGACCCGGCGUGGCACUGGCUGUACCCGUACAAAAUGCCGCUAAUAUUCUGACAGGAGAGAUUGGGACUUUUGGCCUAACUGGAUCCAUUAGUACUCUCAGGACCAUACGAAUUGUAAUAAUGCCUAAUUAUCCAGAUUCUGAAGAGAUUUACCUGGCAGUCAAUACUGGGUUAAAUGCAAUAAUGGUGGAUCAUACAGGACAGGCUGCCUUUCAGUCUCUAAGCUCUGAAAUUGAUGAAAUCACCAUCCCAGUGGCCAGGUGUCAGCUCCAUCUGAUAUUUGGAGACAUCAGCAAUGAGACUACAGAUGUCAUUGUAAACACCACAGACUUUACUGACUUACAAACAGAUGUGUGCAAUGACAUCCUGACUAUUGCUGGACCACAAGUCAAGGCUGCUCUAACAGGAGUGCAGGUAAAGAAAGGAGAAAUCUUUAUCACUCAGCCUGGAGAAUUCCCCUGCAAGGCGAUUAUGCAUGUGUGUGGAGAAAAGGAUACAGAUGUUAUUAAAAAACUGGCACGAGAUAUCCUGCUCAAAUGUGAGCACAGUGGCUACCAGUCAGUGGCCAUUCCUGCUAUUUGUGCUGGUAAAGGAGGGUUAGAUGCCCGUCUGGUGGCCCAGGCUAUUCUCCAGGGUGUGAAGGAUGCUACAAUACAAACUAACCUCAACAAUGUUAAAAGAAUUCACGUUGUUUUGAUGAAAAUCCAUGUUUUUUUGGAGUUCAAAGCAAUGGCACAGCAGAUCUUUGGCAGAUUUACCCAGAUGACAGCUCCUUUGCUGUUCACACCUCUCAGACCUGCUCCAUCUUCUUUGACCCUAGACCUUAGCUCUCUUGUUCAGUCUCUUCCAGACCAGCAUGUCACAGCUGAAUUUCUUGUAGUGGGGUUAAAUGGUGAUAAUGUCUCAAGGGCCUGUCGAGAGCUUCAUCAAGCAUAUAAAAGCCACUGCUCUUCUCAUUUUGUUUCACAAGAGGAACUUAAACACUUCACUCCAGCUGAGGUGGAUGAUAUUAUCAGUAAUGUGACUUCUCUGGGUAUUCGGAUAAGCCAACGUGGCCCUGAUGGGUUGGAAGUUAGUGGACUGACAAAAGGGGUAAAUGUGUUCACACAACUAAUACGAGAGGCUCUUGUCAGGCAGGUUAGAGAGAAAGAACAGGAUGCAGUUUUUUCCCGUGUCAGCUGGUGUAUUUUGGGAUUAAGAGGAACCUGGGAGAGGUUACCUAAAGAGGCUCAUCAUCAGCUGGAAAACAAGAAUGUUGGUGGAGGGAUACUGGAUGCAAAAACACAAAAAUGGACAGUAAAUCUUACAAAGAUGAAGGCCACAGCAAUUGGAUCUACAGUUGUGGCAAAGAUCAAACGACUGGAGAACUUAUCAGGUUUUGAUUUUCCACUUUACUGGGACAGCAUGACCACAGGGGAGGUUCUAAAGGUGGUUCCUCUGCACUCCAGCUCUGCUGAGUACAAAAAAGUGAAAAGUGACUUCAAGAGAACAGUCGCAAAAGCAGUUGUCAAGAUUGAACGCAUUCAAAAUGUGAAUCUGCGCCGGGCCUACGAAGUUCAUAAGAAAGAGCUGCAGAAUAAGAAUGGGACAGUUGGGGCAGGAGAGAGAGUCCUAUACCACGGGACCACAGCUGAUGCCUGCGCUUCUAUACAGCGCAGUAACUUUAACCGCAGAUUUGCUGGACAAAACGGAACCAUGUAUGGACUCGGGACAUACUUUGCUGUGAAUGCCAGCUACUCGGCCAAUCCCACGUACUCUGCACCUUCCACAGAUGGGACACAGCUCAUGUUUGUGACACUUGUACUAACGGGUCAUUACACCCAGGGAAAAGGUGACAUGGUGGUUCCCCCUCCUCGCUCAUCACAGGAUCCUAAUGACAGAUUUGACAGUGUGGUCAACAACAUGCAGACACCCAGUAUGUUUGUGGUGUUUCAUGACUGCCAGGCCUACCCAGACUACCUCAUCACAUUCAAAUGAGGGCACAGCUGUAGCUCCUGGCUAGAUUCAGUAUAAACUCCAGUGUUUUUAACAAAAGACCUAAUCACCAGGAAUAUGCCAGGUUUAAAAAGUAACCCUAUAGAGCAUAUUUUUCUACUAUCAGCUGGGCUAAGAGUGGUCCUUGGGAUUAACAGUAGGCCUGUCUGUGCUGACUGAAGUGCUUAAUGCGGACUAUAUUGCUUCAGGAGAUCAACAGGAUAUCCCACAGCUAAACAAUUCAGACGUUUAAACAUCAUAUUCUGCAGCAAAGCUAAGACUAAAUCUUUACACACACACAAGCCUAAUCCUGAAAUGAAACAUUAUUAGAUUAGGUGCAUUUGUCACCAUGUGUCUGUGUCCCCAUAAUUUGUCCAUUACCUUCAGACUGUUUAAAUGGACAUGAUAAACCCCCAUCAUUUUGAUUUCACUUAGCAUCAACAGAGCAAUGCAGGAGUUAAUAUUAAACUUCUUGGGCCAAAUAUUAAAUAAUUAAUUUUCUUAAUCAGUGGAAAGCAAUCUGUUAUGAAUUACAUAUUAAAUGGGUGUGUUAUUUCACAAAGGUCAUAUAUGUAUACUUCUUAUUUCUGUUUAUGACACUAGGAAGAAGUACCUAAGACUGCAGUGAUUGCUACAGUACCUACCAAAAAUGAUUCCCAUGGCAAUUCUGUAGGGCAAACUGUGUCUCUCAAUACGCAUCAAAAAGUUAUUUGAUGUAAUAUUUCACCCAUUUUCAUUGGAGCUGCCCCCAUAUUUCUCAAUUCUAUAACUACAAGAUAUGUAUUGAUAUUGUACUGUAUGUAGGCAUAAAAAAUUAUAGCAAGUUCAGACAAGAGCUGAGAGUGUUUCACUGAAGUAGGUUUCAGUGUGUUCAGCCAACAAUUUAUUUGUGUUUAUUCACCGGUAAAACCUUCAAAGCCUAUAUGGAAUUAUUAUCAUAUCAUAUCAUAUUAUGCAAUUAUCACAUUAUCAUGCAUUGUACAUUUUACUAGGGUCAUAAUUAUAAAUACAGUUUCACAUUAGGACAGUAAAAACAAUCUUUAGUUGCCAAUAUUUAGUUGUUGGAGGUUUUUGUUCCUUAUGUAUACACAAGAUUAAUAAAUGUAAGAGUUUUCUCUGUGAUAUAA